This is a messenger RNA of Sphaerodactylus townsendi, 902 nucleotides long. It is a transcript of the gene SF3B5, whose product is annotated as splicing factor 3b subunit 5. Gene Ontology annotation, cellular component: precatalytic spliceosome; U2 snRNP. Gene Ontology annotation, biological process: mRNA splicing, via spliceosome. The transcript has a single exon. The record is from RefSeq and is a predicted model, not a curated record. The coding region runs from base 164 to 424 and encodes 86 amino acids. Lineage: Eukaryota; Metazoa; Chordata; Lepidosauria; Squamata; Sphaerodactylidae.
CAGCAUCCGAUUGGGAAGGAGCCAUUCCAGCGGAAGGGGAAGCGUUUCACGUGCGCGCUCGGAGGCUCUUCCGGGAGCCAUUUUCUAAGAGUCGAUCAGCCGGCUGUACCGUGUUAGAUUUUCUUUCUCGCUUGGCGGCGUCGUCUCCUCCGUUUUCCCCACAAUGACGGACCGGUACACGAUCCACAGCCAGCUGGAGCACCUGCAGUCCAAGUACAUCGGGACGGGCCACGCGGACACCACCAAGUGGGAGUGGCUGGUCAACCAGCACCGGGACUCCUAUUGCUCCUACAUGGGCCACUUCGACCUCCUCAACUACUUCGCCAUCGCCGAGGACGAGAGUAAGGCACGCGUCCGCUUCAACCUCAUGGAGAAGAUGCUGCAGCCGUGCGGGCCUCCCGCCGACAAGCCGGACGAGUCCUGAGUGGCUCUGAUCCCCUGUCCCCCAAGCGAGGAAAAGAGACCGCGCCUUAGCCCGCCCGCCCGCCCGCCUGCCUGCCCUGGGCGCCCGCUGGAAGGGAACGAGAAGCUCGGGGACUCAGCUGUGAAGAUGGCCCACGCGACCCUGAACGUCCCUGUCCAAGGCUGCCCUCCCUGGACCCGAUCGCAUCGGACUGGCUUGUCGCCCUCAGGACUGACUCCAUCCUGUCGUUUUCUGGCCAGCAUGGUGGAGAGGAAUGCGGGUUGGGAGUGACACCAGCUCUCCGAGUGUGACGGGUGCUCCAGAGACUGAGACAACUACAGUGGCCGGUUUCUCUGACUUUCUUAGGGGGACAAGAAUGCAAGUGACUUGUGUUCAGGACUCUUGAUACCGGUUUUUCUAUCUAAGUACUUGUAAGAGGUUUUGGGGGAAUUCUGGUAAAAGCUUUAUAAUAAAUGCCUUGCCUGUUUUUUUUAAAAAA